CGUACCGCUCGGGUACUGGUGCGCGUGCGCAGACGAACCUGCGCGGGGGUCUUCAUGGUUGCCGCUUGUGCUGCCUUUCCUGGAUUUAGUCGCGCGCUUUCUUCGUUCUGUUUCUGCGGGGUUCGCGCCCCUCUCGCGCCCCUAAGCAGCGAGGCUGGGGAAGGGGUUUGAGGGGCUGUUGAUCGCCGCCUUUAAGUUGUGCUCGGGGCGGCCAUGUCGGCCGGCGAGGUCGAGCGCCUAGUGUCGGAGCUGAGCGGCGGGACCGGAGGGGAUGAGGAAGAAGAGUGGCUCUAUGGCGGCCCAUGGGACGUGCAUGUGCACAGUGAUAUGGCAAAGGACCUAGAUGAAAAUGAAGUUGAAAGGCCAGAAGAAGAAAAUGCCAGCGCUAAUCCUCCAUCUGGAAUUGAAGAUGAAACUACUGAAAAUGGUGUACCAAAACCGAAAGUGACCGAAACGGAAGACGAUAGUGAUAGUGACAGUGAUGACGAUGAGGAUGAUGUUCAUGUCACUAUAGGAGACAUUAAAACAGGAGGACCGCAGUACGGGAGUUAUGGCACAGCACCUGUAAAUCUCAACAUCAAGACAGGAGGAAGAGUUUAUGGAACUACAGGAACGAAAGUCAAAGGGGUGGACCUUGAUGCACCUGGAAGCAUUAAUGGAGUUCCGCUUUUGGAGGUAGAUUUGGAUUCUUUUGAAGAUAAACCAUGGCGUAAACCAGGUGCUGAUCUUUCUGAUUAUUUUAAUUAUGGGUUUAAUGAAGAUACUUGGAAAGCUUACUGUGAAAAGCAGAAAAGGAUACGAAUGGGACUUGAAGUUAUACCAGUUACCUCUACUACAAAUAAAAUUACGGCCGAAGACUGUACUAUGGAAGUUACACCAGGUGCAGAGAUCCAAGAUGGCAGAUUCAAUCUUUUUAAGGUACAGCAGGGAAGAACUGGAAAUUCAGAGAAGGAAACAGUGCUUCCAUCUACAAAAGCUGAGUUUACUUCUCCUCCUUCUCUGUUCAAGACUGGACUCCCACCAAGCAGAAACAGCACCUCUUCUCAGUCUCAGACAAGUACUGCCUCCAGAAAAGCCAAUUCAAGCGUUGGGAAGUGGCAGGAUCGUUAUGGGAGGGCCGAAUCACCUGAUCUAAGGAGAUUGUCUGGGGCAAUCGAUGUUAUUGGUCAGACUAUAACCAUCAGCAGAGUAGAAGGAAGACGACGGGCAAAUGAAAACAGCAAUAUACAGGUUCUUUCUGAAAGAUCAGCUACUGAAGUAGACAACAAUUUCAGCAAACCACCUCCGUUUUUCCCUCCAGGAGCUCCUCCCACCCACCUUCCACCUCCUCCAUUUCUUCCACCUCCUCCAACUGUCAGUACGGCUCCACCUCUGAUUCCACCACCAGGUAUUCCAAUAACUGUACCACCUCCAGGUUUUCCUCCUCCACCAGGCGCUCCACCUCCGUCUCUUAUACCAACAAUAGAAAGUGGACAUUCCUCUGGUUAUGAUAGUCGUUCUGCACGUGCAUUUCCAUAUGGCAACGUUGCCUUUCCCCACCUUCCUGGUUCUGCUCCUUCAUGGCCUAGUCUUGUGGACACCAGCAAGCAGUGGGACUAUUAUGCCAGAAGAGAGAAAGACCGAGAUAGAGAAAGAGACAGAGACAGAGAGCGAGACCGUGAUCGUGACAGAGAACGUGAGCGCACCCGAGAGAGAGAGCGCGAGCGUGACCACAGUCCUACUCCAAGCGUUUUCAACAGUGACGAAGAGCGAUACAGAUACAGGGAGUAUGCAGAAAGAGGGUAUGAGCGUCACAGAGCAAGCCGAGAGAAGGAGGAGCGGCACAGAGAAAGGCGGCACAGAGAGAAAGAGGAAACCAGACACAAGUCAUCUCGCAGCAAUAGUAGACGUCGCCAUGAAAGUGAAGAAGGAGACAGUCACAGGAGACACAAGCACAAAAAAUCAAAAAGAAGCAAAGAAGGAAAAGAAGCUGGUAACGAGCCUGCCCCUGAGCAGGAGAGCACCGAAGCUGCACCUGCAGAAUAGGCAUGGGUUUGGCCUUCCGUGUAUAUUAGUGCCAGGAGUAGAGUCUAUAAAUCUUGUUAUUUUUCUGGAUAAUCUUUAAGAAAUUUACCUUUAGUCUUGUUCUUUUAGUAUAAAAAGUUAACUUUUUUUUUCCAAAAUAAAAGUGAAUUUUUCAUGUUAAGUUAAAAAUCUUUGUCUCGUAAUAUUUUAAAAAAAUAAAAAGCAUUGACUUUAUAUCCAAGAAAGAAUUUGAACGAGUCACUCAGUGGGGAAUUUAAAGAGCCAUCUAUGUUUAGCUUUUUAAAGCUAAAAACAAAUUAUUACCUGUGUACAUACACAGUAUCUUGAUGAAGGUCUGGGCUCUACCUUGGGGCAUAAUUUUCCUGAGUUAAUCAAAGACCAGUCUCCUAAGAGGUUGUAUUGUAAAAGGUAGUGAAAGGCACCUCUCAGUCUCGAGAUUAAAGCUAGUCUUUAUCGUUACUGCGGUGGCACUCUUGCCUGGCGUAUUAAAGGACUUGUACAUGUUUUUGAUAUCACAACCUUUUUCAGGUUUUUAGUGUUCUAAAUUUGGGUUUCUGGUGAAACUAGAUGGGGCACUUUUAUAUCCGAAUUAAUAAAAUCUAUAAUGCGUUUGGGUGGCCCGUGUGAAAUAACAUCCUUGGUGUAGUUUCUAGCCGGCAUAUGUACAAAAACACUGGUCACUGUGAGACAAAUUUGAAUGACCUCAUGGCUAUUCAGGGUGAAGCUGGUUUGGCCUGUCUUGAAGCUUUUUCCAAGGCUUGUUGGUAGAACUGUACGUGGAGUUUUUAUACAGUUAGAAGCUGUAUCGUGACGAAAAACAAACUUAAUAGCAAGUGGUUUAGAUUAGUCAUUUCUUGUUAAAACUAAGAAGAUGCAAGUUUAUAAUUCUGUAGUUUUAGAGAUAACCCUAGUAACAGGUAACAUGGUAUUUGAGAGAAUGAAUUACAAGGAUCUUCUAAAUAGUGACAGUAGAAAAGAACUUAAUGAGUAUCACAUUAAGGACAGCGAUAAUUUUUGAAAAAUAUUUAUUCUCAUUUGGUGAAAGGAACAUUUUUCAGUAAUGCACUUUUAAAACUCUCUGGCUUUAAAUUGUUUUUUAAAAGCCCAUAAUGUACCCUGUGCAGACCUCAGCAUAUACCAAUUACUUAAUUGUAUGAUUGGAAUUCAGUGGGGCAUGCAAAUCAUUUCAGCUGUUUAAGGGCUUUUUAUUGAGUAGAAAAAUAUAAAGUUGUGGAGUGAUGAAAUCCUCCUCCACAUUGAAUAAAAACUUAUUAGUUUUUUUGAGAGUUACUUUUUAUGAGGUGUAGUUGGCUUUCAUGAGAUGAUACUUCCCUGACAUUAAGUUUUACAUUUUUACAAUGUAUUCUUUAAAUAUAAAAAUUCCCAAGAUAAAUACAUUGUUUCAACUUAAUUAGCCUAUCUGUGAUUUUCUGUUUUUCUAUGACUCCGUUGAUUUUAUAAAAGAGUGCCAGGCCAAGAAACAAUAGUGAGAGUAAUUCUUCCUUUAAGUUCUUUCAGCAUCCUUGCCAAGCAGGCAUGUAACAUUCCUGAUGUACUUCUACCAUUGACAGCAAGAAGAAUAUCACCACAUCUAAAAACAAAACAAGAUACAAGAUUAAAAUCUUAAUCCAUAGCUGAAGUUAAUGCAAAUUUAUUUUCAUGGCUCUAGUUUUUGCUACACCUGUCAAUUUUAAUAACAUUACUUAUAAUUCUCCUCACUUAAAUUCUCCAACCCUCCCAUCCAUUCAGCUUGUAUUAGAAGGAAGUCAUAGUAUGGGUCUAAGAGUAAAUGUAAUCAUUUUGGAUUUCUUAGAAGUUGAAUGCUACACAAAUGUUUUUCAUUUCUUACCAAAAAAAGAAAUAUAAACUUAAAUUUGUGUAGUAAUAUCUUCCAUGCUGAAUAAAAAUUAUCAGUAGUCUUCAUUUUUUGUUAUUUUUCUCAUAAUUAUAUACCUUAUUUCUAAAACAAAAUUGAACAUUUAGGUUUUUUUUUUUUGUUGUUGUUGUUAGUCAUUAUGAUUACCUAAUUCUUCCAUCAUUGUAUGCUGGUGUUCCUUCAACAAUGGAUUUGAUAAAAAAAGGUUUGUUCCCACUGUAUUCUUCAUAACCUCCUACAAUGCAGAAGCCCAGGCUUCCAGCUGUGUUUCUUCGUAAUAUGACAUCUUUACAGUUAUACAAGUGUCUGAAAUAGAAUGUAAUCAAUGUAUAUACACAGUUAAAUUUAACAGUUGUGAUUUGGCUCCCCUUCCCAUUGUUGACCUUUUUUUUUUUUUUUUUUUUAAAGCUAAGUAGCAUCACAGGCCUUAGUCAAAAUUGUCUGUUUUUCACAGCUCAACACUCUAAAAAAAAAAAUGACACCAUCUGGUAUGUUGUUUAUACUUCUACUGGGAAAGAGAACCAUGUUUUUGGUUUAAAUAAGACUUUAUGCCUCAAUUUGUAUUAGCAAAGAGUUGGAGAUGCAUAAAUCCUUAUUGAUAAACAAAAUUCAAACAUGGAUAUCAUAUUUCUACUUAUGGAUAUAAAUAAUUUCUAAUGAAGGCAAAAAUCAUUUGAAUAAACAACCUCAGUGGGGAAAAAAAAAACAA
Molecule: messenger RNA, 4610 nt
Organism: Loxodonta africana (African savanna elephant)
Lineage: Eukaryota; Metazoa; Chordata; Mammalia; Proboscidea; Elephantidae
Gene: FIP1L1
Product: factor interacting with PAPOLA and CPSF1
Exons: 19
Coding region: 214-2025 (603 amino acids)
Cellular component (GO): mRNA cleavage and polyadenylation specificity factor complex
Source: RefSeq, a predicted model, not a curated record